AUGUCUUACCGCAACGAGUCCGACAGCUACGGCAGUGGCAACCAGAGCUCCGGCUACGGCGGCAACGACUCCUCCAGCUACGGCAACGACAACUCUCGCUCCGGUCGUGACGAGGAUAGCUAUGGAUCCAAGAAGGAUAGCUAUGGCAGCAACAAUGACUCCGACAACUAUGGCAGCAAGAAGUCCAGCUACGGCGACAACGACUCUUCCAGCAACACCUACGGUAGCAAGAACGAGUCCGACAGCUACGGAUCCAAGAAGGAUAGCUAUGCCAGCAACAAUGACUCCGAUAACUACGGAUCCAAGAAGUCCAGCUACGGUGACAAUGAUUCCUCCAGCAACACCUACGGAAGCAAGAAUGACUCCGAUAGCUACGGAUCCAAGAAGGAUAGCUAUGGCAGCAACAAUGACUCCGACAACUAUGGCAGCAAGAAGUCCAGCUACGGCGACAAUGACUCUUCCAGCAACACCUACGGUAGCAAGAACGACUCCGAUAGCUACGGAUCCAAGAAGUCCAGCUACGGUGACAAUGAUUCCUCCAGCAACACCUACGGUAGCAAGAACGACUCCGACAGCUACGGAUCCAAGAAGGAUAGCUAUGGCAGCAACAAUGACUCCGACAACUAUGGCAGCAAGAAGUCCAGCUACGGCGACAACGACUCUUCUAGCAACACUUACGGAAGCAAGAACGAGUCCGACAGCUAUGGCAGCAAGAAGUCUAGCUACGGCGACAAUGACUCUUCCAGCAACACCUACGGUAGCAAGAACGACUCCGACAGCUACGGAUCCAAGAAGGAUAGCUACGGUAGCAACAAUGACUCCGACAACUAUGGCAGCAAGAAGUCCAGCUACGGCGACAACGACUCCUCCAGCAACACCUACGGUAGCAAGAACGACUCUUCCAGCUACGGUGACAACAACUCCUCUAGCUACGGCAACAAGUCUAGCUCUGGUCGUGACCAGGAUAGCUACGGCAGCAACAAUAACAACUCCUCCAGCUACGGUGACAACAACAACUCUUCCAGCUACGGUGGCAACGAUGACUCCAGCGAUAGCUUUGGUAGCAAGCUCCUGAACAAGGCUGAGGGUUCGUGA
Molecule: messenger RNA, 1095 nt
Organism: Penicillium vulpinum
Lineage: Eukaryota; Fungi; Ascomycota; Eurotiomycetes; Eurotiales; Aspergillaceae
Exons: 1
Coding region: 1-1095 (364 amino acids)
Source: RefSeq, a predicted model, not a curated record